AAUGACUUUGGGGCUAUUGAUCAAUCAUUUUGAAUAAUCAUCAUCAAAGCAAACAAUCAUUUCAAUUAUUGAUUCAUAUGAUUCUAUAGAAAGUCUUUGAGUGUAAAAAUCUCGUUUCGCAGGAGAAAGAAAAGAAAUUUACGCGUAGCGUGUGAUGAUUGGUUCUCUAUCUAUAACAUGUCGCGCGCUGAUUGGCUGAUACAGUUCUCCUUGUAGUACGGGAAUCUCUGAACUGCUGUUGUAGGCUGAGAGUAAGUUUGUUAAUCUCUCAGUAGGUUCAACGUAAGAAAUGGCACGAAUUAAGACCUUAAUAGCAAUUUCCUUACUUGCUCUGGUAGCUUUUGCAUAUCUAGGAUAUGCUGAGGAGAUCCUAGAGGAUAAAGAAACUGAAGACUCGGACCCUGGAGCUGAAAACGACGACGAGCAAGAAAAAAACGACGCGGACGAUUCAGACGAAGUUAAAGAAGAGGAUGAUGUUUUAGUGCUUAACUCUAAAAACUUCGACCGAGUUAUUGAGGAAAAUAAUAUCAUUCUUGUAGAAUUCUACGCGCCUUGGUGUGGACAUUGUAAGUCACUUGCACCAGAGUAUGCCAAAGCUGCCAAAAAGAUGAAGCUCAACGACCCCCCUGUCCCCUUUGCUAAAAUGGAUGCAACUGUUGCUUCUGAUAUUGCUCAGAGAUUUGAUGUUAGUGGCUACCCCACCCUGAAGAUAUUCCGUAAAGGGACACCCUAUGAGUACGAAGGACCGAGAGAGGAAAGUGGAAUUGUGGAGUAUAUGAAGAAGCAAUCUGAUCCUAACUGGAAGCCACCACCAGUGGCAGCUUUGACACUGACCAAGGAAAACUUCACUGAAGUUGUUAACAGAGAGAGCUUGAUGCUAGUGGAAUUCUUUGCCCCAUGGUGUGGACACUGUAAACAACUUGCGCCUGAGUACGAGAAGGCUGCUCAGGAACUGCAGAAGCACGAUCCUCCUAUCCCUCUCGCAAUAGUUGAUGCUACUAUUGAGAGUGAACUUGCUCAGAAAUACGAAGUCCAGGGUUACCCUACUCUGAAGGUCUUUAGGAAGGGAAAAGCUACCGAAUACAAAGGCCAACGAGACCAAUAUGGUAUUGCGUCCUACAUGCGUAGCCAAGUUGGACCAAGCUCUCGAAUUCUAAGCUCUUUGAAGGCAGUGCAGGACUUCAUGAAAGAGAAGGAUGAUAUAACUAUCAUGGGAUUCUUUGAUGGAGAAGAUGAUAAAAUGCUUGAAAGUUACCUUGAAGCCAACAAUGAUGUCAGAGAUGAUUACCCAUUCGCACAUACUUUUGACGCUGCUGCAAAGAAACACUUUGGAAUCAAGAAAAGUUCAAUUGUUCUUUUCCAGCCUGAACGAUUCCUCUCAAAAUAUGAGCCAAAGCACUUUGUAUAUGAGGGCAAAGAUCUGUCACCAGCUGCUCUGCAGGGUUUCUACAAAGACAAGCGUGUGCCCCUUGUAGGUCUCUACACUUCGUAUGACAAGGACAAGAAGUAUGCUGCCAGGCCUCUCUGUAUUGUCUACUAUGGCGUGGACUUUGGGUUCGACAAUAGAGUUGCCACCCAAUUCUGGCGUUCCAAAGUGAUCGAAGUUGCCAAGGAUCACCGUGACAUCACCUUUGCCAUUGCAAAUGAGGAAGAAUCAGAGCAAGAAUUAAAGGAUUUCGGUCUUGCCGAGUCCGGAGAGGAGGUGAAUGUGGGGUGUUUUGACAAGGAGGGCAGGAAGUUCCGCAUGGACCCUGAUGAGGAGGAGUUCAGUGAAGACAGCCUGAGAGAGUUUGUGGAGGAGUUUAAAGCAGGCAACUUGAAACCCAUCAUCAAGUCCCAACCUGUGCCAAAAUCUAACAAGGAGCCGGUUACGGUGGUUGUGGGGAAGACUUUCGAUGAGAUCGUCAACGACCCCAAGAAGGACGUCCUUAUUGAGUUCUACGCCCCUUGGUGUGGCCAUUGUAAGGCUCUGGAGCCCACCUUCAAGAAACUGGGCAAGCACUUUCGAAACGACAAGAACAUUGUUAUCGCUAAGAUCGACGCCACAGCCAACGAUGUGCCUAGUACUUACGCAGUCGAAGGAUUCCCAACUAUUUAUUUUGCAACGUCAAAGGACAAAAAGAACCCAAUCAAGUUUGACGGUGGGAGAGAACUCAAAGACUUAAUCAAAUUUGUGGAAGAGAAAGCUACCGUUUCACUUUCAAAAGAAAAAGCGAAAGAUGAGUUAUAAUUAAUCGCUGUAUAGUAAUUUUUUGACGUUAGGAGUUUUUUUUUUGUUGUUGUUUUUUUUUUGCUACUCUUGGUGCCAUUUCCUCGAGGGUGAGAAACGUAAUCAAUAAAGAUAAUUUAUAAUAAAGAGA
This is a messenger RNA of Nematostella vectensis (starlet sea anemone), 2360 nucleotides long. RefSeq names its product protein disulfide-isomerase A4. Gene Ontology annotation, molecular function: protein disulfide isomerase activity. NCBI's taxonomy places the organism in Eukaryota, Metazoa, Cnidaria, Anthozoa, Actiniaria, Edwardsiidae. The record is from RefSeq and is a predicted model, not a curated record. Gene Ontology annotation, biological process: protein folding; response to endoplasmic reticulum stress. Bases 290 to 2230 code for a protein of 646 amino acids. The transcript is spliced from 8 exons. Gene Ontology annotation, cellular component: cell surface; endoplasmic reticulum.